Messenger RNA from Solanum lycopersicum (tomato), 668 nucleotides. RefSeq lists its product as uncharacterized. Gene Ontology annotation, molecular function: transcription coactivator activity. The record is from RefSeq and is a predicted model, not a curated record. Lineage: Eukaryota; Viridiplantae; Streptophyta; Magnoliopsida; Solanales; Solanaceae. Gene Ontology annotation, biological process: regulation of DNA-templated transcription. Gene Ontology annotation, cellular component: nucleus.
GUAAGCCCAAAGCCAUAAAAAAAAAACUUUCUUUAAUGUUUAAAUUAAAAAAGAGAAAAAAAAACUGGAUCUAACUCUGUUAUCUGAAAGGGGUAAACAAAAUUCACCAUUGAAGUAGCUUAAAUCCCAUUGAAGAAGAAGAAGAAUUAAAGAAAUGGAAAAGGAAGCAAAGAAAGAAGGUUUCAGGAAGUAUUUGGAGGCCAGUGGAGUUCUUGAUGCUCUAACCAAAGUCCUUGUUGCACUAUACGAGCAGAAUGACAAACCUUCUUCAGCUCUCGAAUUUGUCCAGCAAAAAUUAGGCGGUCCAUCACUCUCUGAAUAUGAAAAGCUACAAGCCGAGUUAUCAGAGCUGCAAAUCAAAUAUAAUAAACUUAUAAAAGAAAACCAAGAAAGAUGCAAAGAGUUGGAGGAAUUGAAACACACACAAGUAGAAGCAUCAGCUAAUAAGGAGCUUGACGUAGGAACUACUCAUGAUGAUGAACUCAAUACAGAUGUAGUGAAGUUUUAAAAAUGCCUUUAAAAGACUUCAAUUUUUUUUUUGAAUAGAGGAAGUUUGAUAUGUAAUGACGAUAGGUCAAAAAUCACGUGUCUACAACUGAUACCAUCUUCUAAUUCUUGAGUAAUAUAUUGUACAUGGCUUCGAUAUCAUGGAGCUUGCCCAUACAUAA